CGUGUUGUCAACAGACAGUGGUGAGCAAUCGAGCGAAGAGGCAGCAAAAACAGAAGCAGUCGCAGUUUGCUAGAAGUUUUCCAGUCGUUCGUGCGGUCGUUUUCGGUUCUCUUCUCGUUGGUCAAAAUUGUUGUGUUUUCCCCAAGACCAAGUGCAGUUUAAGGCAAACAGUAUGGGUAACAAAUCGUCCCUGUUGCUGCGUGAGGAGGAGAUUGCCCAAAUCCACGAGGAGACUGGCUUUACACCAAACCAGAUAGAGCGGCUGUACUCCCGCUUCACCUCGCUGGAUCGCAACGACUGCGGUACGCUUUCGCGGGAAGACUUCCUGCGCAUUCCCGAGCUGGCGAUCAAUCCGCUGUGCGAGCGCAUCGUGCACUCCUUCUUUGCCGACAGCAACGACGAUCGGGUCAACUUCCGCCAGUUCACGCGCGUCCUCGCCCACUUCCGGCCGAUCAAGCCGAACAAGGAGAACCGGCUGAACAGCCGGGAGGAGAAGCUGCGGUUCGCCUUCAAGAUGUACGACCUGGACGACGAUGAGACGAUCUCGCGCGACGAGCUGCUCAACAUCCUGCAGAUGAUGGUCGGGGCGAACAUUAGCCAGGACCAGCUGAACAGCAUCGCGGAGCGCACGAUCGUGGAAGCGGACACGGUCGGCGUGGGCAAGAUUUCGUUCGACGACUUUUGCCGCGCCCUGGAGCGCACGGAGGUGGAGCAGAAGAUGUCGAUCCGCUUCCUGAACUAAAACCCGGGGGGGCAUAUGACGAACGAGCAGCUAAGAUCAACAGCCGAGACCGCAACAAUGGUGUGUGUGGGAGUGGGUUUGCUUCCUAAUUCCAGAGCAUGUAGAUAAUAGGUAGACAAUGAUUUCAAGAGGCACAAAACUUACUUCUUUUUGCUUCUUUUGGUGAACAAUUGUGAACACCAUUUGAAGGACACCGGUAUAUAUUAAUGAACGAUGGGAUGAGGUGAAUGUAAAUAGGCAUUGAAGGAAUGGGAAUAAAGAUGGAUUGCUAAAAACCAAACAAACAAAA
Anopheles coluzzii is the source of this 1031-nucleotide messenger RNA. It is a transcript of the gene elm, whose product is annotated as calcineurin B homologous protein 1. The record is from RefSeq and is a predicted model, not a curated record. The transcript is spliced from 2 exons. NCBI's taxonomy places the organism in Eukaryota, Metazoa, Arthropoda, Insecta, Diptera, Culicidae. The coding region runs from base 173 to 742 and encodes 189 amino acids. Gene Ontology annotation, molecular function: calcium ion binding.